This is a messenger RNA of Caenorhabditis remanei, 531 nucleotides long. RefSeq lists its product as uncharacterized. The transcript has 3 exons. Bases 1 to 531 code for a protein of 176 amino acids. Lineage: Eukaryota; Metazoa; Nematoda; Chromadorea; Rhabditida; Rhabditidae. The record is from RefSeq and is a predicted model, not a curated record.
AUGUCACCGAAUUGUGAGACACCCCCCUCUUCUUCUCCGCCCUCUCGUUUUGUCCCCUCUCUCGCCUGUAUCGCAGAAGAAGAACCACGAAUUAUAUUCACGAGACGAAUUUAUGUUCCCGGUGGAUCAUCUUCAAAACCAUUUCAAGUCGAAAUUCCAAUAUAUGAUCUCAAUAUUUAUGCACCGGAACCUGGGAAAACUUCGAUGCCAGAGAGUUAUCAGCGAUUGCUGGCGCAAAUGGACAAGUAUAUAGAAUAUCAAUCGAACUCGGAAAGGCAUAAGAAAAUGGCUAAAGAGCUUCGACAGAAAGUUGCAUUCGAACAGGCGGAAGCUAAACGGCUAUCGACACCAAAUUUCACUCACAGAGACUGGUAUUGGUAUUCGGAAGAGACCAGAAACUUCGUCGAUGAGCCAGUAUUUACACGGAAAAUCGUCGAGAAAUGCGAAGAAAAGACGAAAGAAAGCCCAUCAAAUGUGGCAGCGCUUGCGAAGUGCGACGAUGAUGAAUUCGAUUUGAACGCCGAUUUUUAA